Messenger RNA from Anolis carolinensis (green anole), 5234 nucleotides. RefSeq lists its product as uncharacterized. The coding region runs from base 2616 to 3296 and encodes 226 amino acids. Gene Ontology annotation, biological process: regulation of DNA-templated transcription. The record is from RefSeq and is a predicted model, not a curated record. The transcript has 5 exons. NCBI's taxonomy places the organism in Eukaryota, Metazoa, Chordata, Lepidosauria, Squamata, Anolidae.
CAAUGGGAUCGUGGCUUCAUGCCAACCCGGAUCUCCCGAAUCCAAAAUUGUUUCAUUAAGACUCAGCAUCAAAAGAGUCUGCCAGAAAGCAAGAGGGCCCCAAAUAAAGCCUAUCCCUUGCCAUUAACUCACUGAGUCAGAGAUGAAGAACCUGGAGGCUUCCAGUUGUUUUAGAACUACAGCUAACACAACUCAUGAUCAUUGGCCCAUAUUUUGGCAGAAGGGCAUUCUUCCCCACUCUGGCAGAAAGUACUUUAAUUCUACUGUUUUCUCUUAGCACCAGCCUUCUGGACUCAACAGGAAGUGAUAAUAUUAUUCUACCAUACAGGGGAGAUGGGCGUAAUACAGCAUUCUGCAAAUUGGGUUGUGUGGCCAGAAGCAUUCUCUCCUGAUGUUUCACCCACAUCUAUGGAAGGCAUCCUCAAAGGUUGUGAGGUAUAUUGGACACUAGGCAGGGGAGAGAAUGCUUCUGGAAAAUGGCCCAGAAAACACACAGCAAUCCAGUGAUUCCAGCCAUGAAAGCCUUUGACAACACUCUGCAAAUUACUUUGGACAUUUGGACUGAAAUGUGAUAAUAAUACCAUAUUUGGGAGACAAUGCAAAAUUCUAGCAAAUGACUGACGAUUCCCAUUCUCAUCCUCAAUAUUCCAUGAAACUCAGUGAAUGGCCACUAUCUCUCUCAGUCUGAUCAGGAUUAGUUUGAAAAGAAGAGAGGGGAAAAUGUCUGGUCUCCUUGGAGGUGAGGCAAGAUAUAAAAGUAAGUAAGUGAUAUAAUAGCACUAUUUGAAUAAAAUUAGUUAUGUACAGUCUUCCACAAUCCAUGUGUUUCUUAGAUUUUUCACAAAACCACAAUCAACUACAGCCAGCUCUCUACAUUCUCUGGGGUUGAGAACACCAGGUCCUCUGCAAAUGUGAAAGACUGUGAAUAAAAAUGUUCUAUUAUUUUACAUGAGAAAACACCUCUCUGGAGAUCUCUAGGUUUUCCAGUAUGACUCAGUGGUCAAUCCUGAAAGUUCACCAUCAAAGGUGACUAUAGAAUCACACCGGAGGAACUUGAGGUUACUACAGAGAACAUUUUAAUCAGUGGAUAAUCAAAUCUGCAAAAGUGAAAACCGCAAAUGUGGAGCGGAGGGCUAACAGUACUGUGUAUUAUCUCCCUAUAUUCUCUCUUCCUACUCUGGCAUCCAUCCUAUUCUCACAAAAAGCAUAGUAACCCAGCAUUCCUCUCAGGGACCUUCUACACAGCCAUAUAACCCAAAAUAUCAAGGCAGAAAAUCCCACAGUAUCUGCUUUGCACUGGAUUAUCUGAGACCACACUGCCGUAUAUUCCAGUCCAAAGCAGAUAAUGUGGGAAUUUAUUCAGCUGUGUGGAAGGGGCCUCCAUACUCAAGGCUAGCACAUCAUAUUUGCUGGUUUUGUGGAUUUUCUUGUCCAUGUAGAUACAUUCUUUAUGUCACAUCAGACGUAGGGACGUUAAAGAUUUAAAUCUGACAUUCCUCUCAUCUCUUCCUCAAUCUGUAAAAUCUCUGUCACAUUUUAACAGUAUGAAUGGCAAGUAUGUAACCCUCCAUAUAUUGCUGGACAUCAAUUCCCAUCAGCCUUAACCAGUACAACCAAUAGUAAGAGUGCACACAGAACUGCAGUCCACCAAUAUUGGAGGGUCCCAGAUUUCUCACUCUUAUGUUAACAGUUUCACCUCUCAAUGCAGCAUAAAAAUAAUUGUAUGCAAACAAAAUGAUUAAAUCACAUGAACAUGUCUACCUUUUUAAACUCAGUACCAUACUCAGUUAUUUUUCACAUCUCGGCAAAGCAGCUUGGGGAUGGAACCCUAUCGUUCUUUUCCUCACUUCCUAUCUAUUUAAACAGCUGAGACAAAUACAUUUUAAAUACAGGGUCAAGAAUUGCUCAAUGUACUUCAAUAUUCUGUCUAAGCAAAAUGAAUAUAAGAUACAAAGUGUUUAAAAGAACAUCCUUAAGAUGAGUAAACCAGGACCUCCUGAGAUUUAAUUUCAAUUGUUUGAUGUUUCAAUCUUUUGCUCUGCAAACAUUCCAGUCAAAGGAACCUCUCCAUCAAGGGUUUGACUUUCCUGGAAUUAGUCACACUAUUCUUUGUCCCCCUCCUAGUCUCUGCCUUUGCCAUCUGCUCCACACCUGUCUCUUUUGGGGGGCAGUGCACCUUCCCUCUCCCCCGCCACCUUCGGCUCAGGGUGUGACCCAAGCUACGUGUGCACACACAAACCCUUGCCCUCAGGGGACUCAUAGGAGCGUGGAGCAGAGGGUGCCGAGCUUGUCAGGACUGGCCCCGUCCAGCUCCACCCCUUCAUAGCACGAUCCAAAAAUCCAAGAACGGAUGCUGCGGUUGUGGGUGGUGCAAGAAAACUAAACAUUUUCAGAAGAACAAUCCAUCCGGGGUCCCUUUCAUUCUCCAAGUGGAACUUUUAGAGCUCACCUCGCAUCUAGGAACUGGAAGAGAUUCUCAGCUUUCCACAGGCUGAGCCCAUGAGCUGCAGCCCUUAAAAUCUUUGUGUCACCUUGGUUGAUCCUUUCCCAGCAUCAAAACUGCCACCAGCAAUUCUCUUGGUGGUCCCCUGCACCUCCCAGCUACUCUUACAACGAUGGCUUUGGCUGAUUUUCACUACACGACAGGCAUCAGCAGUGGAUUCAAGGUCUACAUCUUGGAAGGUCAACCCUCCUAUGAAAAUGAGCAGAGGUUCCGCCGGCUGCCAGCCCAUCGACUGCCAGUCUAUCCAAUCAAACGCAAACUUGCUGUGGAUGGGAGAAGAAGCCCGGACCUAACUUUGGAAAGGCAGAAGCUGUUGAAACUCAGAAGGUCGACAUGUGUGACUACAGCCAUCUCUCUGGAACAGACGACCUCACCACCGACUGCACAGGCCUCAGUAGGUGCAAUUGGUUCGUCCUGUGUGAGUACGUCCCACGCUGAGCCUUGCCCAGAUUCCCAAGCGCUUCACCCAUGCUGUCCACAGAAAUGCCCUCUGAGGAAACCUCUGCUGGAUUCGGCACUCACAGUGUCCCAGCUGCAGCAGAUGCGUCCUUCUGUCAUCACUUGUGCUCCUCGUCGGAGCUGCUCAGAAGCUCCUACAAGCACCAGCCCCUCACAGAUCUCCUCCCUUGAGCACUGCAGCAGCGUGAUCCCUGGCAGCUCCUCCUCCCCACAGAAGCGCCAUCACUCUUGGACCACCAGCUUGGUGGGGCCUUCAGCACGACUGAACAGAGAAGUAUCACCAAAGCAAAGAGCUGAAGACAAGGCAGACAAGAGUCUCUCCCCCAGUCCUUGAUGUGUCUUAACUCAGGAGAGCCCCACUACAAUCGUCUUGUAUAUAUAGUUCAACCUACAAAAUUCCUUUUUAGAUCUGAUGGACUACAGCCCUCAUCAUCCUCAUGAUGGAAAUUAUAGUCCACACAUACACUCUACAUUGGAGAACUCUAUUGUAACCUAUCCUCCAGGGUGGGGCCCAAAGAUCUCAAAUACUAAAUCUCACCCUUUCCUCUUUUCGCUCUUAGUACUUGUUUCCUGUCCCCACUGACCCCUUAAUGCCCUCCUUCCAAAGACCCACUGUGUCUCCUUGGUUCUUUUGCCAUCCUGUAAGUGGGAACCGUAUUGUUAAACUGGAAAUCUAUUGACACAAAGCUGCUUCAGUUCCAAUGGGACUUCACUCCGUAGAUAAUGUGUGGUGAUCACUCCUCAUAACCUCCCUUGUGAGGUCAAGGUCUUCCAAGGAAGAAUAUCUCCAGCUCAGCCUCUUAUUCCAACAGUGUCCAAGCUGACUCUUUAGUACAGCAAACUAGGCCGUUGGAACACUGCUCUACAGGACCCGCCUUCUCCUGAUGCAUGGCCACCUCAAAAUAAGAUGAGAUUGCUUCUUUGAAGUUACGACUGAUACCUAGAGCAGAUUUACAGCCAAAAGUGACAUGGAAGCCAACAGUUUUCUCCUGGCAGGAUGGACAUUUUUCCUCCAACAGUCUUGUUUCAACCGGAUGUUCUCUAAGGCCAUUAUGUUUGUGAUUUCUGGACCAUGUUUGUCCUCCUUGCACAAGCCUCAUUCACUCUAAUAGUAAACUCAGCUGGUGAAUACAAAAAAGACUGGAGUCUAAAGGGGGGAUAGAGAAACAAGAGGGAAGGUAUCAGUAUGCUCCAGAAAACCCCAAGAUUUACAGAAAUAGAACAAAAUCUAUACUCCAAAGCAUAUGAAGGGCCAAAGAGUCCCUCUCACAAGAGAAGGUAGUGGUAUUUAGAAAUGUAAAACCAAAGAGGAAUUAAUUAGGGUAUUCUGAAUUGGGGCAUGGGGUUCACUCCACAUUGCAAUAUUUUGUUGCGUGUCCCAUUUGUUGACUCAGUACAAAGAAGCAUUGACGAUACUCUCAUCUCCAAAUAGAGUCCAAAAUUACAAGCAACAAGUUGUUGCCAAAAAGAAAACACCAAAGUUAACAUCAAUCCAAAUCUAAGUCUUGCCAAACAAGGGUUCUGCAACAUGGUCAAUUGCAACAUUCACACUUGCCUACAACAUACAAGAGUUCUCUCUCCCACCCUAGACAUCAUUUACCCCACUUGCCUAGUUUCCAACAGACCUCACAACCUCUGAGGAUGCCUGCCACAGAUGUGGGUGAAACAUCAGGAGAAAAUGCUUCUGGAACAUGGCCAUACAGCACGAAAAACUCACAGUAACCCACAUGCAAAGAAAGUCGUACAAUCUUGCCUAUGAUGAUGAUGAUGAUGAUAUCCAUAUAAUUAUUUUAAUUUCAUGUUCUUGUAUUUGAGAAAUGAAGAUUUUCAUUUCUAGUAAGCAUGCAACAACCCAGUGGUUUUGUUGGCCGAUGCUGCUCUGCAGUGAGAUUUUAAAAAAUAAAAUAAAGCAGGCUCCCACUGAAUAUAAAAAUAUGGCAAAGGCUGCUUGCUAUUGAAAUGGAGAAAUGAAAGGCAACAGAACUGAAAGGACAACUGAGACACUUCCUAAUAUUUAGUCCCUUGCAGAAGAAGCAUGAAGAGAUUUCCAAGAAAAUACAAGAAAGGGGAAAUUGUUACCAUGUCCUAAGCAUGCAAGGGCCAGAACCUCUGCAACAGGAAAAGGUGGAGGAAGAACAUGGGGUCCCAGGGGAUCAAGACAGAGUUUUGAGUCCUUCUGUACUAUAGGAUUUAUUCUGGAAGGGGAGCUUUUUCUGUACACACAUUUUCUGUUUGUAAUUCACAAGUGCCAAUAAAGUAGCAUCAUACUGUG